AACGCCGGGCCGGCCGCGCCCUUCCUGGAUCUGUGGCCGGGAAUCGUGGGUCUCUGCGCGUCCCCUCGCGGUGCCCCGGGUUCUCCGCGCAGCGGCCCGGGAGGAAUGAGCCGCAUCUAUCAGGACAGCGCGCUCCGGAACAAGGCGGUGCGGAGCGCACGGCUGCCCGGGGCCUGGGAGCCCGCCGCCCACCAGGGGGGCAACGGCGUCCUGCUGGAGGGAGAACUGGUCGAUGUAUCUCGUCACAGCAUCUUGGACGCACAUGGGAGGAAGGAACGCUACUACGUGCUGUAUAUCCGGCCUAGUCGCAUCCAUCGCCGUAAGUUCGACCCCAAGGGAAAUGAAAUCGAACCCAACUUCAGUGGCAACAGGAAGGUGAACACGGGCUUCCUCAUGUCAUCCUACAGGGUGGACGCCAAGGGUGACACUGACAGACUCACGCCCGAGGCCCUGAAGGAGCUUGUCAAUAAGCCAGAGCUGCUUGCACUGACAGAGAGCCUCACCCCCGAGCAGACGGUGGCUUUCUGGAUGUCUGAGUCAGAGAUGGAGGCGAUGGAGCUGGAGCUGGGGGCCGGGGUACGGCUGAAAACUCGAGGCGAUGGCCCCUUCCUGGAUUCAUUAGCCAAAUUGGAGGCUGGAACAGUGACCAAGUGCAAUUUCGCUGGUGAUGGAAAGACAGGGGCAUCGUGGACGGAAAACAUCAUGGCUCAAAAGUCUUCAGAGGGAGCCUCAGCGGAGACCCGAGAGCAGGGGGACGGGGCAGAGGACGAGGAGUGGAGGCAGGUGGUGGGCGAGUCCCUGGGGCAGUUCCUGGACUUGGUCUUGGUGCUGAAUUGGGGAACAUCCCUCAUCUGCAUGCAGAGUGGCUCAGAGGAGAAUUUGAUUGGUGGCUCUGACUACAAACUGAUUUAUCGGCACUAUGCUACCCUCUACUUUGUAUUUUGUGUGGAUUCAUCAGAGAGUGAGCUUGGGAUCUUGGACCUCAUCCAGGUUUUUGUGGAGACUCUGGAUAAGUGUUUCGAAAAUGUUUGUGAAUUGGAUUUGAUCUUCCACAUGGAUAAGGUGCACUACAUCCUUCAGGAGGUGGUGAUGGGUGGGAUGGUGCUGGAGACCAACAUGAAUGAAAUCGUGGCUCAGGUUGAAGCACAGAACAGGCUGGAGAAAUCAGAGGGCGGCCUCUCGGCAGCCCCCGCCCGGGCUGUGUCUGCUGUGAAAAACAUCAACCUGCCGGAGAUUCCUCGGAACAUCAACAUUGGUGAUCUCAACAUCAAAGUCCCCAACCUGUCCCAGUUUGUCUGAGGGUUGAAGACUGGGCUGAACUGGAGUCCUGGAAACAAGCGAAUCCAAGUCAGUCCCGCAACAGAACCCACUCUGAGCCUCAGACGGGCCAGGCCUCAGGCCCUGAGCCUCGCUGCCGUGGAGCUGGGAAGGGAGUCCUGUGUCACUGCCAGCGUGUGCUCCGUUCUCACAUGUGCAGCCUUGCCGGACUCUGACACACCUGGCCACUGCAGAUGUGAGGGGAGCCCUGGUUUCCCCAGUUGGGGGUCAGUGUGACCAGACCACCCGCACCCUCUGCCUCCCACCUGCAGCUGCUCCCCGGGAUUAGGGGCUGUGUUGAGAGGCCCACCUGCUUGCCAGAACCCCGCCACUAGGACCAACCCCGAGUAGCCUUCUCCCUUAGAGUCACAAGGCCUGAGGUCCUGUAGCAUUUACUUUUGCUGGUGAGAGGCCAUAGGUAGAAAAGAGCUGACUCUUCAUACCUGGGGGUGUGCUGAUGGGCAGACAAGGGCAGGAUCUCAUGAGAACCAUGGCCUCCUGGGUCUGCUCGGGUUGUCAUACCCAGAAUCCUUUCAUAGCCAACCUCUCUGAUUACCCCCUCCUGCAGACUACAUCUCCCCACUGCCAUAGUCCUGGCUCUGUUGUCACAGGUGUUCAUGUGCGGGACACAAUCCAAAUCAUAAGCCUGGUGCAUGCCCACCACGUUUCCCCCAACACAGCCAUCUCUCUAGCACGGCUGGAGGCGUCCCCGCUCAAAGGAAAGAGGCCCUGUGUCUGUAGCAGGUAAAGCUGACAACAUAGGAAACAUCUCAGAAUUAAGACCUUCUCGGAGUUUACAACACGUUCUCCUCAUUCGCUGUAUUACGAAUGAUGACUCUUCUCCAAAUGGGAAACCCACCUCUGUCUGUACCAGCUUCUGGAGCUCGCCUUGGAGACCUGUCAGCAUGGACGGGUGAUAAGCAUCCUCCUGGAGUAGUCCUGGAGCUUCCGUACCGCCUGGAGGCCAGGUCUCGGGGACCAUGUGGAGCUCACUGCCCCAUCACGGGCUAGUGGCUUAAGCCUCCCGGGGCCGUCGCAGAGCCCAGCAGGGAUGGUGCCCAGCAGGACCAUGUCCGGAUCACAUCCUUUCCCACUCGGAGCAGUGCCUCCUGUGGGUAGUGCCCAUUGUUCAGGCAGCCUCUUGUCCUCAGGCUUGCCGAUCCUCGCUGGCACUGCCUGUGUUGAGCAGAAGCCUCCUUAUGUUGGAAGAGGGAAAUGUAGGCGAAUACAUCUGACGUCAAAACCUGUGAUGAUA
Molecule: messenger RNA, 2572 nt
Organism: Hipposideros armiger (great roundleaf bat)
Lineage: Eukaryota; Metazoa; Chordata; Mammalia; Chiroptera; Hipposideridae
Gene: ARPIN
Product: actin related protein 2/3 complex inhibitor
Exons: 10
Coding region: 106-1299 (397 amino acids)
Biological process (GO): intracellular protein transport; vesicle-mediated transport; negative regulation of actin nucleation
Cellular component (GO): membrane coat
Source: RefSeq, a predicted model, not a curated record